GCUAAAGCUCGGUUGCUGCGGGAACUCAACUGUUUGUUAAACGAAUAAUAGAAAAACUCGCUUUACAAAUGUUAUUUAUAUUACAUAUUCAUACAGUUGACAGAAACGCCCCUUUGUAUUGCAAGAAUGAUCAGGAGUUUACCCACAGAUGUUCGAGCACAACUGCGCUCCGGCGUGACUAUCUUCUCAUUGCAGCAGUGUGUGGAGGAGCUCAUAUUGAACAGCAUUGACUCUGAAGCCACAUGUGUUGCUAUCAAAAUGGACAAUAGGGCCUGCAGGCUGCAAGUGAUCGACAACGGCUCAGGAAUGUGUCGGGAGGACAUGGAGAAAGUGGGAAUCAGAUACAACUCGAGCAAAUGCAGUACACUGGACGAUCUGGAUAACCUCCGCUUUUAUGGGUUCAGGGGAGAGGCUCUUUCCAGUAUUAUCUCUCUUGCUGAGACGGUUGACAUAAACUCUAGAACCAAACAAACUGUGAAAACCUACAUUAAAACGUUUAAUGAAGGAAAUGAGUCAGAGGUUGUUGAUGUGCGGACUGUCCGUCCAUCCUCAGGGACGACCGUAUCAAUCUACAACCUCUUCUACAACAUGCCAGUCAGAAGAAAAAGACUAGAUGCUGUUUUAGAAACGGAACGUAUCCGACAGAGAUUGGAAGCCAUAGCCUUAAUGCAUCCAUCAGUGUCAUUUACAUUAAAAAUUGAAAGUUCCUCACACAUGGUAGUACAGCUUUCCAAAACACGUAAUACCUAUUACAGGUUUGUUCAGAUACAUGGCUUAAGUCGAGCUCAGACGCUUGGAGAGGUCAGUUACAUCCAUGAGCAGUUUGAACUGACUGGUCACAUUGGUCGUGAAGGUCACUACAACAACAGUUUGCAAUUCUUAUUCGUAAACGGGAGGCUUGUUUUGAAGACACGCAUUCAUAAACUACUCAACUGCCUCCUGAAGAGAGUAAGCAGCGGAGCCAAACAAAACAACAGCCUGACUAAUUCGGCGUCAACAGCAAGCCCAAAACAAAGGAGCACUGCUGAUCUAUAUGGAGUCUAUGUGUUAAACAUCAAAUGUAACUACGCUGAAUAUGACAUAUGCAUGGAACCAGCCAAGUCCCUCAUUGAGUUUAAAGACUGGGAUAAUGUUCUUACCUGUGUUGAGGAGGGGGUUAAAUCAUUCAUCAUUAAGGAAAAUUUGGAAACGGAGGUGAUGGACGACGCCGAUGGUUCAACAGGUAGUCCAGUGAGGAGAGUGAAAACCCCUGCGGAAGUACGAAAGCUCAACGUUGAAGAAAAAGUUGAAGGAUUUGAAGCACUGACUGAGAACAAGGAUAAUGCAGAUGGUGUGGAUGUCUCUGGUGGCAUUCAAAUUGUGGUUUUAAGAAACAGAGAAAGUUUCUCGAGUGAAGAAUCAGAGACAGACAAGGCGGUUCAGAAUGUCACCCUGCCUUCACGGACCAUACCUGUAUUACCCGUUGUCUCAGAAAUGAAAAACAAUUGGAAAAAAGAUUGUAAUGUAAUCUGUGCAAAAAAAUACUCAACAGAUAUUAACAACACCCAACUGACAGAAAGCAAAAGUUGCAAGAUUUCAAUACUGAAUGAAAAAUCCUCGGCAGAUAGUUUAAAAUACUUCAGUACUCCAAACAAACUUUUUUCACCAAAGAGAAAAUUGCUAUUAAAUGACGGUGGAAGAGGUGAGCCGGAUCCGCACAGUUAUUAUGGUCCCUGCACAAAGAUGGUCAAAACUGCGGCGCCGCAUAAAUUAACUUUGUCUUUUGAAGCCGGAUCCCUUGACAAGUUUAGAAAGUUGUUUGGAAAAGCUGCAGAAAAAAAACAUCCAACUAUGGAUGCAAGUAGUGGCUUGCAUCCAGACUCUUCACAAAAAUCAAAUGACUUCUCAGAAGAUUCUUCUGUUGAUGUAGAUGGUCUGAUUAGAACUUAUUGUGAAAAUGAUGAGAACAACAUAGACAGUACAAGGGACAUUCCAGGCUCUGUGUCUGCACUUUCUAAAUGUUCUGCUAAAUCUUCACCGUGGAACAAGGGAGACAAAAUAUCGUUGGAUGCUAAAUGUUCACAUUUGAAACAGAGCAAAGUAGCCUUCAAAAUACCUCAGUGCCAAAGAUUACAACCAAAAACACUUGAUUCUGCUGGAGACGUUUUGUUUGAAUCUUCUGGAACGGUUGAUUCGGCUGUCAAUAAUUCUCUUAAAGAUAUGCCAGCCGUUGUUCUUAUUGAACAAAGCUCCAAAAUACCUCCUGCAGUAGAGGACUCACACCUCUAUACCUCAAGUAUGACUACCUCUGGAGGAGGUUUGAACUUUGGUGAGGAAGCUGGAAUUACCUCUCAGUGUGAUCCACUGUCCCGAAAAGGAAGUUAUGAAGGCCAGACUAUAAAAGAAAGUGAUGAAGGAAUCCCAGUUUCCAGCAACUGGCUGGCCCAUUAUGACAAUUCAUUAGGUAAGCUGGUUUACAUCAACCAAGUGACAGGACUCAGCAAAUACAACUCUCCACUGCUGGACGCUCAGGUGCCAUGUACCACAGAUGUUACUAACAUGGUGGUCAGUGUUAUUUCAAAAACAGGAUUUGAGUACAGGUGUUACCCAUUUCAGACAAAUGUUGUACUUCCCUUUCUCCCCAAGCCUAGAGCAGAGAGAGCUUUUUGCUCACUGAUGGACAGCAAAGAGGCUGUCCAAGGUCCAAAUUCUCUUUCAACUCUGUUUUCAGAAUGGACAAACCCAGUGUUCAUACGACCCCCAGAGGUUGCUUUGGAUGUAACCAGUGGUCAAGCAGAGGGCCUUGCCGUGAAAAUCCACAACAUUCUUUUUUCCUACCGGUUUACCAAGAAUAUGAUCCACACUAUGAGAGUCAUCAAUCAAGUGGACAAGAAGUUUCUUGCUUGUUUGAUAAAUGCAACAGAACAAGAGAUGUCCAAAAGCAGUAAAAAUGAAGGAAAUCUUCUUGUGUUGGUUGAUCAACAUGCUGCUCAUGAACGAGUUCGACUGGAGGGGUUGGUCGCAGACUCAUAUGAGGACGAUCCAGACAUACCUGGAAAAAAGAGGCUGUGUUCCUCAAGUGUAACUCCACCCUUGGAGAUCAGUGUGACGGAAGAGGAAAUUAGACUUCUGAGGUCUUGUCAGGCCUUUCUAAGUGAUCUUGCUUUAGAUGUGAGCUUCCAGAAGAGUGAGUCACUGAAUGUGUUUUUGGAGAGACUUCCCACAUGUUUCAUAGAGAAAGACAGCACAGAGCUCCACCGAGGAAGGCGGUCUGUUAUUAAAUCCGUUGCAGAGGAGUACCUGAGGGAACAAUUUGAGCUUCUACGCUUAACUGGAAGAGUGAGAGGAAUCCUACCCUUAACAGUUCAUAAUGUGCUUGCAUCACAAGCUUGUCAUGGAGCAAUAAAGUUCAACCACAUUUUGAGUAAAGAGGAGUGCUGUAGUCUGGUGAGCUCGCUGUCCUCUUGUCAGCUUCCCUUCCAGUGUGCCCAUGGAAGACCUUCCAUCAUCCCAAUCGCAGAUCUUCACCACAUAGAGGGUCAAGAGGAUCUUCCCAAGCCAAAUCUGAGGAAAUUGAGAAGAAUGUACAAGGCAUGGCAGCUCUAUGGAAAAGAUAAAUCUCUUUCAUAAAACUGAGUACGGAUAGAUGCACAAAAACUUCCAGCACUUUAAAUUUGGUGUUCAAUCUACAACUAUCAUAAAAUAUCUAAAAACAUCAAAAUAAAUACUGCAGCUUUUAUUUGAAUUAUUUAUUUUGCU
Molecule: messenger RNA, 3738 nt
Organism: Triplophysa dalaica
Lineage: Eukaryota; Metazoa; Chordata; Actinopteri; Cypriniformes; Nemacheilidae
Gene: mlh3
Product: mutL homolog 3 (E. coli)
Exons: 13
Coding region: 127-3609 (1160 amino acids)
Biological process (GO): mismatch repair
Cellular component (GO): mismatch repair complex
Molecular function (GO): ATP-dependent DNA damage sensor activity; ATP hydrolysis activity; mismatched DNA binding
Source: RefSeq, a predicted model, not a curated record